This is a messenger RNA of Laccaria bicolor S238N-H82, 468 nucleotides long. RefSeq lists its product as uncharacterized. NCBI's taxonomy places the organism in Eukaryota, Fungi, Basidiomycota, Agaricomycetes, Agaricales, Hydnangiaceae. The transcript has a single exon. Gene Ontology annotation, cellular component: ribosome. Gene Ontology annotation, biological process: translation. Gene Ontology annotation, molecular function: structural constituent of ribosome. The coding region runs from base 1 to 468 and encodes 155 amino acids. The record is from RefSeq and is a predicted model, not a curated record.
AUGAGAGAGAAGUGGAAGAAAAAGAGAUCCCGCAGGCUUAGGCGCAAACGCAGAAAGAUGAGGGCUCGUUCCAGUACGUAUACAUACACCUCACGAAAAGACAUGCCAACGAAUUUUUGCAGAGUAAACGCACCCACGAGUGUGCUGGCCUACGUAACGUCUAGGUCGUCAGUCCAAGCAACUCCGAGGAGCGAUGAGUUUGGCGUCCGUUCGAUCCGCCAUUGUUUCACUCCAGUUCUGGCGCCCGAUAUGAGGUUGUCGUAUCGCCUACACGUACACUGUGCGCCUUUUGGGUCAGGGUGCACACAGCUAUCGGCUUUUUGGUCAAGUGUGGUCGAGGUUGUUUCAUGGGUCGUACAAAUAAAUGUCUUGAUAUUCUCUCAAAAUCAAAACAAAUGCUUUCUCCCCGACCAUCUGUGUUUGAGUAAAGGAAUUCUAAGAGUUCGAAGAGAUUACUUCAAGAUUUAG